This is a messenger RNA of Grus americana (Whooping crane), 2758 nucleotides long. RefSeq names its product tigger transposable element-derived protein 3-like. The transcript has 3 exons. Gene Ontology annotation, cellular component: nucleus. Gene Ontology annotation, molecular function: DNA binding. NCBI's taxonomy places the organism in Eukaryota, Metazoa, Chordata, Aves, Gruiformes, Gruidae. Gene Ontology annotation, biological process: regulation of DNA-templated transcription. The record is from RefSeq and is a predicted model, not a curated record. The coding region runs from base 214 to 2253 and encodes 679 amino acids.
CGCCGGCAGCGGGGCCGCGCGGGGCGGGGACGGGGACGGGGACGGGGACGGCGGGGCCGGGGCUGCACCGGGCCCGGCCUGACCCGACCGAGCGGGAGCGGCCGGGGCCCGGCCCAGGUACGGCAUCGGCAUCGGCACCGGCACCGGCGCGUCACCGCGGCCCCACCGGAGCUCGACGGCCCCGGCCGCUCCCCACAGGCGGCCCUGCGGCCGAUGCCCCGUCCCCCUGCCCGCGACGCGGGGUCGCUGCCGGCCCGGCGCAACAUUCAGCCACCGCCGUCCCUUCCCGCAGGUUACGCCGUCACCAAGCCGGACAUCCUGGCCGAGGUGGAGCGAGGGGAGGAGGCGGCGGCAGCGGGGCGCUACGGGGAGCACCGGAGCCCCCAGCCGCGUGCGGCGCCCGCCGGCCCCUCCCAGGGGCACUGGCUGGGCAAGGAGGUGAAGAGCGAGGAGGGGGCGUCCCCGCCGCCGGGCUCCCCCCUGUCCCACCGUGCCGGCCCCGGCGACUUCCCCGCCCCACUGCGGGAACGGGGCUGCAGCUACUGCGGCGUCCCCGAGCCGGAGCCGAAUCCCGGUGCCGGUAACGGGGGAUUCGUCCCCCCGCCGCACGCCUUUGAGAGCCGCCGUUGCCGACCGGGGGAGCCGCCGCUCGAGUGCGCCGAGUGCGGCCGAGGCUUCGGGCAGAAGCCGGACCUGGUGCGGCACCGGCUGGCACACGGCGGGGAGCGUGUCUACGCCUGCGGCCGCUGCGGGAGAGGCUUCGCCGAGCCAGCGAGGCUGGGGGCCGCCGUCAGCCCCUGCCGCCCUGCCCACUGCGCCGGCCGCUCCCCGGGGAUGGGAGAGGGGGGGACGGCAGCACCGCGGAAGGAGCGGAAGGAGCUGUCGCUGACAGAGAAGGUGCGGGUGCUGGAGAUGCUGGAGGGCCCCAAGGUGUCGCAGAGCGAGCUGGCCAAGCGCUUCGGGGUGUCGCAGCCUCAGAUCUGCCGCAUCAUCAAGAACAAGGAGCGGAUCCUGAAUGAGUGGCACCGCAACGGCGACCCCGAGCGCAAACGCAAGCGGGAAGGGAAGGACGCAGCGCUCGAGGCCGCCCUGCUGCGCUGGGUGGAGGGCGCCCGUGCCACCGACCUGCCCGUCAGCGGCCCGCUCCUCCAGCUCAAGGCCAAACACCUCGCCGAGGCGCUGGGCCGGCCCGACCCCGAGCCCAGCGGCGGCUGGCUGGCUCGUUUCGGGGCGCGCCACAACCUCACCUUCAAGAAACCGCUGGCGGAGAAAGGGGACGCGGAACAGCCCACGGCCGAGCACUGGGCCGGUGUGGUGCUGCCCGGCCUCCUCCGCAGCUACGUGCCCUCCGAGAUCUACGUCUGCGGGGAGACGGGGGUCCUCUUCCCAGCCGCCUCCCCCGGCAAUGGCGAGAGCGCCGGCGACCGGCUGACGCUCCUGCUCUGCGCCAACGCCGACGGCUCGGAGAAAGUCCCGCUGCGGGCGGUGGGGGAGAGCCCCCGGCCCCGCUGCCUGCGUGGCGUCAACCUGGCGCAGAUGCCUUGGAGCUACCGCGGCGGCAGCCCGGCCGGCGUGACGGCCCCCCUCUUUGCCGAGUGGCUGCGGGAGUUCAACGAAGGGAUGCGGCAGCAGGGGAAGAGCAUCGUCCUCCUCCUCGCCAAGCACGAGGCGCACCCCUACCUCCAGCUCUCCAACGUCAGGAUGGUCUUCGUCCCGCCGGCCACCGCCCUGGCCCAGCCCCUGGACCGCGGCAUCGCCAGCGACCUCAAGGGCCACUACCGGCGCCGGUUGCUGCGGCGGUUGCCGGCGGAGCACGGCACGGGGCAGCCGACCCUCCUGGAUGCCCUGCACAUGCUGGCGCAAGCCUGGGGUGACGUGCGCCCGGGGCUCAUCGCUAGCUGCUUCCGUGCCGCCGGCUUCAGCCCCGACGCCGGCGCCGAGGCCCCGACCCUCGCCCUGGCGCCCGGCCAGGAGCAGCCGGAGCACCGCACGCCGACGGACGAGGAGCUGGAGCGCGACGGGGAGCCGGCGGAGGCAGACGGGGACGAGGGGACGGUGGAGGGCGAGGACGUGCAGCCCUGCCCCUCGGAGCGGGAGGUCUGGGGGAGCCUGGCCACGCUGCGGCGGUACCUGGAGUGCCGGGCCACCUCGCCGGACCUCUUCCAGGCCUUCUACGAGCUGGAGGAUGUGGUGCACGUGGUGUCAGCCGGCGCCAGGCAAGCCCUCAUCAGCGACACCCCUCCCAAGCAGUGAGCGGAGUGGCCAGUACGUGCCCAAACCCGCUCGUGCCCGGGCUGGGGACCGGUGGUCAUCGGGGCCGUCACCGGACUGGCCCAGCCACCGUCCCCUGCGGCGCUGCCAGCUGAGUUGUGCCGUGGGAUUGCUGUGGGUCCGCGUGGCUCGGGGGCAAAGGGGUGCCCGGCGGGGAGCGCCGUGCGGGGGGGCUGCAGAGCCCCUACGCUCUGGGUGUCAUCCAUCGGGGCAGCGCCGGGGGCACGGACCUGCUGCCGAAACCUUCUCCCGGGGGGUGGCUUCUGCAGCCGGCGGGAGCUGGCGUGGAGCUGCCCCCAGGGGGGAAAUUGCCCUGAGUGGGGUUAUUGUGUUUGCUGGGGGUGGGGGAAGUGGGGUGUGCUGGCGUGUCCCCGUGCCGGGGGCAGUGGCUCCUUCCCGUGAGCGUUUGGGGGCACCGGGUGCCACCGGCUGCUGUCACCACGUGGCGCCUGGAGGUUUGCAGCAGGCAUUAAAAAGGCAGAAUUCA